AUGGUCUACAGAACACACCUCACCGUCCUCGAGCAGAGCGCUGCUCUCUACUCCUCCGCCCCCGCCUUCAGGAUACCGCGCCUCUCCCCCACCGGCGCCGUUGAUGAGUGGGACUCCAUCUCCUACUCCCAGUUCCUCCUCGACGUCCAGCGGUUCGCAAGGCAUUGGGCCAGCGUGCUCUCCUCGCACAACCUUCCUCGGCGCUCUAUAGUCGGCUUGUGGCUCGGCGGGACCACUUACCUCGACGUACUCCACGUAUACGGGAUUGCGAGGGCCGGCUACAUCCCCCAGCUGUUCUCCCUCCGACUACCCAGCCCCGACGUCGUAUACGAGCUUCUCCACCGCGCAGGUGCACAAGCUCUGAUCUUCGACCCCGCCUUUGAAUCCAUCGUCGUCGACUGCGCCAUCCCGGCGGAGCUCGCGCUCGAUGCCCGCUCAAUAGACGUCUCGGACAAGCCUCUUCCACCGAUCUGGACCCCGUCCAACGGCGACGACGUUGUCAUGAUCUAUCACACCUCCGGAUCGACAUCGGGAAGUCCCAAGCUUGUUCCGUGCACUGCCGACUGGGUGAACGCCACCGUAGACAAGGCGGCUCGUGUCACCAGCCCUCGCAGGUCUGGGAGGCGAGACGUCACAGUCUGGAUCGGCAGCAUGUCCCACAUCGGACAGACCUUCAUGCUCAUGGGCUUCCUGCAGCACGGAGCAUGCACCGUACAGCCCAGUCAACUCCCCUUCCCUUCAUCCGAGCUGCUCGACAUGGUCCACCGCUGCGGCCUCAACCGGCUCAAUCAAUUUGCAUCCUUCUUGGGAGCCCACCUCCGUGCCGCUCGGACCGACGGCAAGCUCCUCGCCGCGCUGCAAAGCCUCGACGAGCUCCUCUACACCGGCCUCGCCCUCGGCGUCGACGAGGAGACCUGGGCGCGCGAGAAGGGCAUCCUCAUCAAGAACUGCUUCGGGAGCACCGAGGUCGGCGCGAUGCUGCUCUCCGUCGGCGGCCGCGGCCUCGACGCGAACCAGCUCCAGGCGAUCGAGGGCACCGACUACACCUUCGUCCCCGCCUCGCCGUCCCCCGCCGCGUCUCCCACAUCGCCCACCACCCCCUCCCCAGUCGACGAGACGAAGUACACGGACGCGAACUCGCGCCUGCUCGAGCUCGUCAUCCUCCCGUCCUCCGGGGACUGCCCGCACCCGUCCCUGCGCGCGCCCGACGGGCUCUACCGCACCGGCGACCUCUUCCUCGAGGUCGCGCCCGGGCGGUACGUCUCCCGCGGGCGCGACGACGACUGGAUCAAGUCCGCGAACGCGCUCCGCUGCGACACGCGCGCGGUCGAGGACAACGUCCGGGCGACGUGCGCGGACCUCGUCGGGGCGUGCAUCGUCGUCGGCAACGGCCGGCCGUCGCCCGCGCUCUUCGUCGAGCCCAAGGCCGCGGACGCGGAGUCCGAGGUCGAGAGGCUGAAGGCGGCCGUCCUCCGGCGCACGCGCCACUUCCACUCGCGCCGGUACAUGCACGAGCGCAUCGUGGACCCCGCGCUCGUGUUCGUCGUGUCCCCCGGGACGCUUCCCCGGACGGCCACGAAGGGGAACAUUCGUCGGCGCGCCGUCGAGGAGCAGUUCAGGGCGCAGCUCGACCAGGCCUACGGCGCUGGGUGCUGA
Molecule: messenger RNA, 1656 nt
Organism: Epithele typhae
Lineage: Eukaryota; Fungi; Basidiomycota; Agaricomycetes; Polyporales; Epitheliaceae
Product: acetyl-CoA synthetase-like protein
Exons: 4
Coding region: 1-1656 (551 amino acids)
Biological process (GO): fatty acid metabolic process
Molecular function (GO): medium-chain fatty acid-CoA ligase activity
Source: RefSeq, a predicted model, not a curated record